AUGAACUACUCCUACAAUUUUGAUACAGGCUUUGAUCAAACAGAUCCUGACGACGCGACUGCUCAAGUUGCCGUUUUUGCAGCUGCUGCGGCAGCAGGCCAACAAACACAACCAUUCCAGUACCCAAGAAGACAUCAACAGGAAAGACAUCAGGGACAUCAUCAGCAAUUGUUUCAUCAUCAAUAUACAAAACCCAGAAACCAGAUUUUUGUCACACGCGAUGGGAAACCAAUUGCAUUUUACCUUGGCUUUAAUGAACCAAACAGGGCGAAGUACGUUACUGCGAUAAUUGAGAAUGGUGGGUUUAUCACUGAAGGUGGUGUUGAAAACGUCAUCUACUUGACUUCGCAUACUAAGGAUAUGGGUGGCUAUGUUAGAACGCAGUUUAUUGAUGACUGUAUUCUGGCUGGUACCUUAUUGCCAAGUCAUAACUAUGUCAUUCCUUCAGUUCCAGAAGACCUGGAGCCAAUGAUUGACGUGUUGGGACUAGAACAACACGGUCAUCAAAUGAGACAUUUAUACCCUCAGCAGCAGCAGCAACAACAACAACAACAACAGCAGCAACAACAACAGCAGCAACAACAACAGCAGCAACAACAACAACAUUUUUCGCAUCAUCAAAUGCUGACUCAGGCUCUGGUUCAGCCACAACUUCAAGAGCAACAUCAUCAGCAGCAGCUUCAAGCCAAAGCAGCAAAGCCGAAAAAGAUUGCUCACAACGCGGCCAUCUCAUCCCAUAGGUUUACGCCUGAAAAAGAUGAAUACAUUCUUGACCAAGUACGUAAAAAUGCAAGGUUCAGAAACAGCCACGAAUUCUUUCGUGAACUUGCUGGUCACGAGAUGUUAAAAACGCAUACUGGGAAUUCGAUUCGAUCACGUUACCGUCGUCAUUUAGAGCCUCGGUUGCAAUUCAUUUACAAGACCAAUCAAAAGGGUAAAUUAAUGAAGGACCCUACAACAAAUCAAUUAAUCAAAAUUGGGUUAGACGAGUUGCCACAAACGUUGAAAAAUAAGUUUACCCCAGAAGACGAUUACUACUUGUGCCAAAUUGUUACUAAUUACAACAAGUCGGUUGCUGAAUCGAAAGGAUUACCAUUCGAUCCAAGAAAGAAAACCGUACCACCUUACUCGUUUUUCAAUGAUAUGUAUAGAGCUAAUCAUAGACAUACUUUACAUUCAUGGAGAGACCGGUAUAGGAAAUAUAUCACUGAGGGCACGAUGGUUGAAUAUAUGGAACAUUACGAAAAGUGCCGGCGUGAAGGUAAGGAACCGAGACUGUUGAUGAGAAUACCGCCUCAUAUCCUCGAAAUAGAGAAAGAGAAAGAAGGAGAAGGAGAAGGAGAAGGAGAAGGAGAGAAAGAAGUUGGGCAAAAUGAAGCGACCGCGAAUAGUAAACAAAAGAAAAAUGACAAUGACAAUGACAAUGACAAUGACAAUGCUAAUUCCAAGGACAAGGAUAUGGUUGAGAAUGGAAAAGAAGUGGUUGAGAGAGAUGAGGAUCAAACUGAGCCAAAUAUAACCAAUAAAGUCGCUAUAAAAGAGAAGAGGCAAAAGAAGCCAAAACAAACAAAAGGGAAGGAUAAAAAUGCAGUGGAUAAUGAUGUAGAAUUUUUUGAAGCUGCUGAAGCAGAAGCUUUGGCUGCUAUUGCUGCCUCUAAUGCGAGAGAUGCGAAGGCAAAGGAAAAGGCCAAGCACAGAGAAACUAAAAACUAUCAAAGUCACGAUGAGGAGAUUGAAGAUCUGCAAAAUGAUGAUGAUAAUGAUGAUGAUCAACCUGUUAGUAAAAAGAGGAAGCAAGAGGUAAAAUUGAAGGUGGAUGAUAAUUCAGCAAAUGCAUCCAAAUCUGCUGCAGCUAAGACAAAUGAAUCGAAUGAGGUUAAGCAGCAGCAAGUUGCUGGUGAUGGAGAAGAAGAUUACGAUUUUGGUCAAGAUUUUGAUGCAGCAUUAGACGAAGAGAUUGGCGAGUUGAAAGACUCGGAAGUUGGUCAAGUUAGUAGAAAUACUUCAUUUGCCGAUCGAAUUGAGGUUCCUAAACUUGGUGAUCUUGGCGAUUUUGACUUUGAAGAAGAAGGAGAAGAAGAAGGAGAGGGUGAGGAUGAGGAUGAGGAUGAGGAUGAUGAACAAGUGGAACAAGAAAAGAAUCAAGAAAGUCCUGCUUCCCGUAACAAGGAACAAGCUAGAGAUGAUUCGAAUAAGGAAGACAAAGAUGAACAUGAUCCGCAAGACGAUGAAUUUUCUGAUGCUCUUGAAACCACAGAGAAUUUCAGUGCACCUGCAGAUGAAGCACUUCAACCUAAUAAUGCAUCAAGUUCACAAAUACAUGAUGCUGAACGUAUCCUUGAAGCUACUUCACAAACUCAAGAGUUUUUCACAUUCCCCAAAUCACAGCCACCAACUGUUCCCCAAGAAGAAGAUGAUGAGGGGGAGGAGAAGAUUGAAAAAGAAGAAGAUAAAGAAAACAAUGAUUCUCAAUUUGACCCUGAUUUUGCUCCUCCUUCACAAUCACAAGCUCCAACUCAGGACCAGAAUCAGGACCAAAAGCUGAUUUUGACUCUGACACAAAAUUCUGCCCAUGCACAGGAUAGUCAGGAUGGAGAUAUCGAGCUCAAGUAUUUAGCGAGAAACACUCUACUUUGUGAUGUUGUUAAGCCCGAUAAAUUUUCAAAAUUGCUUGAGCACAAGAAUCCGCAACUUGUCCUUACUAGAAAACUCACAUCUACAUCUUCUGCGGGCGAUAGUUUGGAAGAUAUUGAAACAGUGUACACAAAGCUUGGGCAAGUUGGACUUUGUGAUAACUUCAUUAGUCAUGUUAUAUAUGCGUGUUCGGCAGAGACGCCAGUGAUGUUGAAUUAUAUUACUGCCUUUGUGAAGCAAUUAUUGAAGAAUAAGCAAAGAGCAGAAGGAAUAAAACGAGGGGAAGGUGGAGGGGAAGGUGGAGGGGAAGGUGGAGAAGCAGAGGAGAUAAGAAAGGGAUUGGUUAAUGUGUACAAGUAUUUGCCCACGGGUACUGAGCUACAUGGCAUCUGGACUGAUGAAUUUGACUCUGUAUUGGGCACUCAACAGGAGUCUGAUUUGUUUCAAUACAAGAGUGGUGUUGAGAUUGAGCGGAGGUUUAAGUUUCUUAGGGAUUGCGAGAUUGUUAAGAUGGAGAUGGAGAUGGAGAUGGAGUCUGAUGUUUUAAAUGAAGAGUAA
Molecule: messenger RNA, 3192 nt
Organism: Lodderomyces elongisporus
Lineage: Eukaryota; Fungi; Ascomycota; Pichiomycetes; Serinales; Debaryomycetaceae
Gene: RAP1
Product: DNA-binding transcription factor
Exons: 1
Coding region: 1-3192 (1063 amino acids)
Biological process (GO): regulation of DNA-templated transcription; telomere maintenance via telomere lengthening
Cellular component (GO): shelterin complex
Molecular function (GO): telomeric repeat DNA binding
Source: RefSeq, a predicted model, not a curated record